AUGUUCCGCCGUCGCUGGUCUGGCCUCCCGGCCGACCCUCAGUUCGAGCCAGACCUCACCGAACUUGGCUAUUUCGUCAAUGAUGUCGACGAGAUCCGCUCGCUCGAGGAUCCCGAUUACUAUGCCAAGUUCUUCUUUACCAAAAACGAGCGCUGGAAUGAGCGCCAGCGCUUUGCCCUCAACGAUGCCAUAGGGAGGAUCAUCAAAGACCGCCUCGCAGCAGAGGGCUUAGAGACAGUGAAGCUGCCUCUGGGACAGACGGACCCGUCCAAGCCCCAUAUCCCAAUCUGCGUGUCUGCGAAUCUCAACAUGAGCUCCCGCGUUGUCUUGAUUCUCGGGGAGUCGGUACAGGAGUUUGGGGUGCUGGCCCACCGCGUGGUUGGAGGAUCCGGCGGCAUCAACAAGGGCUCCGUCGUCGACUUCGUCAAAGGUCUCAAGACGCAGAAGUCGUCGGCCGCCGACGCCAGCGCGCCGGGCAUUAUCAUCGCCAACACGGGGGAGCUGUUCUGGUGGCCCGAGGGCCACCGCGGCCUGACGCCGAGAGGCCGCCACGCUAUCCCCAUGGCUAGCGCCGUCCACUACGGCCGCUACUUCGACCCGUCCAAGAACACCAUCCCGGGCCAGCCCACUGCCGCGGAGCACGUGCGGUACAUCUUUGACAAGGUUAUUCCGGCGCUGGUGCCCAAGAACGCCAAAGUCGAUGUGAUUGCUGUCGGCGAUGCUGCCGACCAUGCAGAGCAAUAUCUCGACAACGAGGGGAAGUGGGCCGAGCUGGGCCGCCGCUUGAACUGCCUCGUGAACCUGGGCGGCUACUACGACGCUGCUCGUUUCAAGUGCGAAGGCUUCAAGGCCUUUAUGAAGCACCGAGCUCGGGCCUAUGUCAUUGACGACGCGCCGCUCGACACGCCCGUCGCCAGCCCUGACAGCAACCUCGAGAUAACCGGCUCGGUGGCGUACGGCUGUCCAGCCUACAGCGCCGGCCCCAAGGCCAAGCUGUCGGAGCUGCUGUUGAUCGAGGCAAAGCAGGCGGUGCUGGAGUUUAUCCAGGAGGUUGCGCUUGCCGGCAGCGACUACGUCAAUCCGACCUUCACCAUCAUCAGCCGUGGAGGCGACUCGGACGACGAGGACACCUGGGCUGUGGGUGGUGGAGAUGAGGGAGGAGAGGGCGGCGGCGCUGCCGGUGUCGCUCCUGGCGAGGAGGAUUAG
Lasiosphaeria miniovina is the source of this 1206-nucleotide messenger RNA. Its product is annotated as Arb2 domain-containing protein. The transcript is spliced from 4 exons. The record is from RefSeq and is a predicted model, not a curated record. The coding region runs from base 1 to 1206 and encodes 401 amino acids. Gene Ontology annotation, biological process: regulatory ncRNA-mediated heterochromatin formation. Gene Ontology annotation, cellular component: nucleus. NCBI's taxonomy places the organism in Eukaryota, Fungi, Ascomycota, Sordariomycetes, Sordariales, Lasiosphaeriaceae. Gene Ontology annotation, molecular function: siRNA binding.